AUGUCGACUACGUUCUCAUCUCUCCCUAUUGUUGAUCUGUCUCCUCUUCAGAACCCUACUGGGUUAUCGGAGUCUGAUCGAGUGACUCUCAGCGCCAAGCUCUACGAUGUAUUUGCUACAACAGGCUUUGCAUACCUGGUCAACGCGCCAUUGACCUUCAAGCAUGCCGAAGUUUUUGGUUUGGCGUUGGAGUUUUUCAAUCUCCCGCUUGAAGAGAAGAUGAAGUUGGCGAAGAAGACCUUCAAGCCGGAGAAUCAGAAUACGUAUAGAGGGUACUUUCCCGUCCAGCCCAACGAUGCAUCAGAUAAUCUCAAAGAAGGCUUCGAAAUGGGUCCUACACAGCCAAUCCCUUCAAGUCCAACUACCGGAAAUUCUCGCUUCAACCUAACAGAAUUAAACAUCUGGCCUGAAUCAACCGCAUACACAUCCCGUGCGCGUCUAGAACAACUCUACUCCGAACUACAAUCCCUCUCCUCCACCAUCUUGAGUCUACUAGCCACAUCACUCAACAAACCCUCUGACUUUUUCACCCCCUACCUCACAGACUCCCUAAGCACACUUCGCCUUCUACAUUACCCCCCUCCCCCACCAACAAAUACCACAUCACAAACAUACACUAAAGCAUCAACACCACCUCGAGAACCCUCUACUGCAAUAAAAGUAAGCUGUACCCCUCACACAGACUCCGGUAUCUUGACCCUGCUCCAUCAAGACUCAACCGGCGGCCUCGAAGUACAAGACUCAUCCGGCAAAUGGGUCGCAGCGCCGUACGUACCUGAAUCCAUAGUCAUGAACAUAGGUGAUUUGAUGGCUAUGGUUUCGGGUGGAAGAUUUGUGGCUACUAUGCAUCGUGUGCAUGCUCCUACUCCUCUUGCGCCAGCAAAAGCAAACCAUAAAGGUGUUGUGGGGGAGGAGGAUGAGGAAGGCUCAGUGCCAAAGUUCGGACGGUUUAGUGUACCCUUCUUCUUCGAGCCGGGCGAAAAAUGUCUUGUACAGUCUGUCGAUGCUACCAGUGACACGGACGGAGUUGUUUAUGGGGAUCAUGUUCGGGCGAAGAUGGAGAGUUUUGUCGAGUACAAACGAAAUCGAAUCUAA
Talaromyces amestolkiae is the source of this 1095-nucleotide messenger RNA. RefSeq lists its product as uncharacterized. The record is from RefSeq and is a predicted model, not a curated record. NCBI's taxonomy places the organism in Eukaryota, Fungi, Ascomycota, Eurotiomycetes, Eurotiales, Trichocomaceae. The coding region runs from base 1 to 1095 and encodes 364 amino acids. The transcript is spliced from 2 exons.